GGAGAUGUACACAGCUAGGUGUUAUUAAUUUAUAUUAAUGCAAGUUUAGGUUGAGUCAUGUUAUGAAUUUUAAAGCUAUUUUCACAUUCUAAUCUUCUAUCUUCCAUCCAUUUUCAUUUGAGGGUUUUUUUUGGGCAUCCUCUCUAGUUUAUCAAUAAAAUAAGAAAAGGAAAACAUGUUAUUGCAAAGGAGUGUAUGUGCCACCUCUUUAUUAGAUUGCUUGAGAAGAUCACAUUUGUUGUUUAUACGAACUAACUUGCUCCAGAAGGGACUCUUUUUGGUCAUGCAUUUCCUUUUAGUUAAUUUUUAAAUGAUCAGUUUUAGUGUUUCACCUAUACUUCACCAAACAACUCUACAAAUGGGUUUUAGACUCCUAUUACUCCAUCUUAUUCCUUGAGAAGCAUUGCCUUGAGCACAGAGAGAGCUUUCUGUUCCAUUGCUCUCACACCACUAAAUUUUCAAAUUUUAUAAAAUGCAAGGAGUUACUUCAUGCAAUGCACCUUUUGAUGCUGAAAAAAGGGACCUAGAGGGUUUGCUUGAAGUUUUUGGCUCUGCAUUUUCUCUUGAGGACAUAGCCUCUGCUUAUUGCCAGGCAAGGCGCAAUGCAGAUAUGGCUAGUGAAAUUCUUUGUGCUUCAAGUAAAAGUACCCCUGUCAUUGCUGCUUGUGCAUCUAAAGAUAAAUUUAAGUGUGCAAGUUCAACAUCUUCAGAAGUGUCAUUUGAAUUGGAUGGUGAAAGUGCAAUGCCUUCAGAAAUGUCAGCUGAUGAAUUUUGUCAGAAGUCUAAUCAUGCAGGAAGAAAUACCAGAGCAUUGAAGUCAAAAGUGCGUCCUGUAUCAAUAGGUACUGUUUCAGGUGUCAUUGCAAAAGAUUAUGUUAUGUCGAGGCCAGUAACUAAAGAAUAUCCUGAAGCUACAAAACCGCCUAAAUUAUAUGCAAAAGAAUUUCCUGUUUCUGAGAUAUGGAGUGAGGAAGUUCUGCCAAGUAUGAGAGCAAGAAAUGGCAGCACUGCAUGUGAUGAUGUUGAGGAAUUUAUGAUUGAAAUGCUUGGAGAUGGUUUCCAGCUAGACGUGAAUGUGAUCCAAGAAGUUCUUGGCUUUUGUGGUCAUGAUGUGCAAAAGAGCAUGGAGAAACUUCUUGACUUGUCAGCUUCAACGUUGGAGAAGCAUGAUGAUGAUAUUGACUUAGCUGGCAAAAAAUCUUCAGAUGAAUGCCAAGACCUAGAUUCAUCCCGCCGUGAUAGAGCUAGAAAUAUGACAAAAAAAUUAAAAGUGUCAUCAAAAAAAGACAAAGAAAGACUUGUUCUUCAGAAGGAACUUUUAGAAGCAUUGUUCACUGUUCCUGAAAGAUCUGAGGAAGUGCCCAAAAGAAUUCAUCCAGUGAGGAGAUCGAGACCUUUUGGUAAACCUGUGGUUGAAACUUUUACAGACACUGCUACAAAGCAUAAGAUUGCUACUGUGCGGCCAAUAGAAGUUACUAAAGAUGAUGAAGACGAUGAGAAUAGCUAUGAGGUCCUACGUAAAGCUGUAAAGGAAUAUUGGAUUAUGAUGAAAGAAUACUACCAAGCUGCUGUUGAUGCAUUUGUUAAGAGAGAUUAUGUACGGGCAAACAAACUUCGAGAACAGGGACACUUUUUUAACAGGAAGGCCAAAGAGGCAGAUGAGAAAUCUGCUCAAAAGGUUUUUGAAACCAGCCAAGAUGAUGAAGUGUCCCUUGACUUGCAUGACCAUGAACCCAAGGAUGCUGUACACUCACUGAGGCUUCAUUUGACUAAUAUUUGUGGCAUCCAAGGUUUUAAAUACCUGAAGGUCAUAUUGGGAACCAACAAUGAAGAUACCAAAAAAGGGGCUCGGAAACGACUGAUUUUGAAGCAACUGGAGAAGGAAUCAAUCAAAUGGACAGAGGAGGAGGAUGGUGGAACCAUUAUCAUUCAGUCUACUCCUGAGGCAACACCGAGACGAAUGGAAUGCCGCUUUGCCUAUGUGGAAUCAGGUGCACCACUAGCAAAUUUCAGUUUGCGACGAAUAGACUCAAUCAUAAGGCGGAUUGUAUUCCAUAAAUGACACAAUCAGGAAGUCGAGCAACAGAGCGAAGGCAUAAUGGAAUUUUUGGUUGCGUUGGCAAUUGUAAUAAGCAAUUAAAAUGCAAGGGGUUUUUUCUGGGGACGAUGUGGGGAAAUAAUCAAAGGUUGCAUUUGGAAACUUGGAUUCGGAUUUGGAUUUUAAAUUAAUAGAUUUGAAAUGCUUUGAUUUCAAAUCC
This is a messenger RNA of Quercus robur (English oak), 2258 nucleotides long. Its product is annotated as putative nuclear RNA export factor SDE5. Bases 473 to 2062 code for a protein of 529 amino acids. The transcript is spliced from 13 exons. Lineage: Eukaryota; Viridiplantae; Streptophyta; Magnoliopsida; Fagales; Fagaceae. The record is from RefSeq and is a predicted model, not a curated record.